AUGUUUGCAGCCGGGAGGAAUUAUGCUUUGCCCGAAACGGCAAUCCGGCGCUCCAAGGCCGCCGCCGUGGUUCGCCCACCCAUUCCUGCGCAUUGCUUAUUAUAUCUGCCCUGCAACUCGCCAUCCAUGACCGUCGUCAUCUCCCGCAACAAGUACGAGCAUCUCACACUACUGGCAGUGUUCAGGCAUUGGCGCUACAUUUCGUCCUUUGGCGGCCCGUGGCUGCACCUGCCGCCGGACCUCGUCGAGUCGCUGGCCCACACCUACCCCGUCGACCCCGCCCUUCCCGCCGAAGGAGCCCUGCUGAGGACGCGCGCCUUGACGAAGCUGUUCAAGCACGACUGCAGUGUCUCUUCCACCUCACGCUCGCGUGUGGCCACGUUCAUGCUGCGCUAG
Messenger RNA from Aplosporella prunicola CBS 121167, 396 nucleotides. RefSeq lists its product as uncharacterized. The coding region runs from base 1 to 396 and encodes 131 amino acids. The transcript has a single exon. NCBI's taxonomy places the organism in Eukaryota, Fungi, Ascomycota, Dothideomycetes, Botryosphaeriales, Aplosporellaceae. The record is from RefSeq and is a predicted model, not a curated record.